Molecule: messenger RNA, 792 nt
Organism: Fusarium falciforme
Lineage: Eukaryota; Fungi; Ascomycota; Sordariomycetes; Hypocreales; Nectriaceae
Product: 14-3-3 domain-containing protein
Exons: 3
Coding region: 1-792 (263 amino acids)
Biological process (GO): signal transduction
Cellular component (GO): cytoplasm
Source: RefSeq, a predicted model, not a curated record
AUGCAGCGUAAUAACCACACUUUCCUCGCUGGCCUUUGUGGACAGGCUGAGCGCUACGAGGAUAUGGUCCCCCACCUGAAGGCAGUGGUCAAUAUAGGUGGUGAGCUCAGUGUCAAUGAGCGGAACCUCCUCGCCAUUGCUUAUAAGAACGUGGUCGACACCCGCCGUGCCAGCUGGCGCAUUAUAUACUCGAUCGAGCAAAAGCAGUCAAGGGGUAAUGAGAAAUAUAUUGCUACUAUCCGUGGAUACCGCAUUAAGAUCGAGAAUGAGCUCGAGACGGUUUGCCAGGACGUCUUGGAUCUGCUAGACAGGAGCUUGAUCCCCAAUACCGGUAGUGACGAGUCGAAGGCGUUCUAUUACAAGAUGUCAGCCUACUUUACUGGCCUCCCGUUCCCAAAGGCACCUGGGCUGACUCGUCAUCUUUUUAGGAAGGGCGACUAUAGCCGUUACCUGGCCGAGUUCGCGUCGGGUGAAAAGCGCAAUUUUGCAAUUACCUCUGCCUAUAAGGCCUACAAGAUUGCUGUCGAUAUUGCUCAGACCGAGCUCACGGCCACUCACCCGUUGCGGCUGGGCUUGGCUCUCAACUUCUCAGUCUUUUACUACGAAAUUCUGAACUCAUGGGAUGGUGCCCGGUAUCUUGCGAAGCAUGCUUUGGAUAAUGGCAUUGCCGAGCUCGACGCCCUGACCGAGGAGUCUAAUAGUGGCAGCAUCCUGAUUAUGCACCUCCUCUGUGCUAACUUGACUUUUUGGAUGUCUUCAGACAGUGGAAAGCUGGAGCCCCCCUCAAGCUGA